AUGGCAGACGAUAAAGACAACAAUCGCAACGACUGGUUCGAUGAGACCAACCCGUUCGCUGCCUUCCGCCGCUAUGCCGACGAACAGGUAUCCACUUUGCUCCAGUCUAUCACAGGUCUACCUUCAACAGUGACGCCACCUCACCACGACCGAUGGGAGAUUUUUACCGAAGACCACGGGUACGAAAGUCGAGGCGCUCUACAGAGAACCAGCGAUAGCUCGGACAGAGAUCAUCAAAAUGAAAAGCGUGGCGGAAACGAUCGCAAUGACGAAGAUCGCCCCAAGCGAUGGUUCAACGGACCCCACGACUUCUUUGGAUUUGAUUCUUUCUUGGUUCCACUUGCUACCCACCUGAUCAACUCUCACAUCUCUCUCCCGGGCAUGUUCGAAGACACCGAAUCGCCAACUUGGCCGAUCGCCUACUUAAUGCUUAGUCCCUACUCCCCCCUUCACCUAGAGCGCCAAGCAAAAUAUCGCGCGCAUCGCGAGAAUGGUGUCUUUGGAUACAUCAUGGCAUCCUUGUAUCUUGACUGCGAGCGUGAUCCAUCCGAGCCACAAUGGCGGGAGGCGUUUGAGGAUCUUCUCCGACUUGAAAAUGGCAAGCCGAUGCUCAACCGUGAUGCUACCGCUAAACCAGAGUCGGGUAAAGAUUGGCUUCAAGGCCUCGUGAAACGGGGAAGCUUGGGCGAGCGAUGGAAGUUUGUGCCCACCACAGACGGCCGGCCUUGGUCCGGUAUUACGUUCUCUGGUCACUCAGAGCAAGACCAAGACCAAAGCAGUUCUCGAACUCCCCCCGACCAAGAGACAAAGACCGAAAGGAUAAGCGCCGAAACCGAGUUGGAACUAUAUGAGCGCUUCUUGUCUGAUAUCGAAAGCCGAGAGCGUGAAUCCCUCCGCAGUGUCCCCGAAAGUCCACUCGUACGUCUUCUGCUAGCAGAGCACAAAGAUCAACAAGAGGAAUUGGAGAACCACAAGCGAGGUGCACAUAUGACCGAUGAGCGCAUCGACACCAACGAAAACCGGAUCGACCUUUGGUCCGGCGAAAACAAGCAGUCCGCAACUGAGACAUCACGCGACUUGACCGAGAAACAAUCAGAAUCUGUCCCUGAGCCUUCAUCUCGAGUGAUUUCCACCAUGACACGAACAGAGCGUGUGCAACUUCCCGACGGUUCUGUGAAAAGUACCAUUGUCAAGACCAAGCGCUUUGCAGAUGGACGAGAGGAACAGGACUCUUCUGUUGAGCACUCUCACUCUCAGCAAGGUGCUUCCGAGUCCGACAAGUCUCAAAACGGCUGGUUCUGGAAGGACUGA
Messenger RNA from Penicillium salamii, 1311 nucleotides. NCBI's taxonomy places the organism in Eukaryota, Fungi, Ascomycota, Eurotiomycetes, Eurotiales, Aspergillaceae. The record is from the annotation of a GenBank genome assembly.